AUGAGUAAGAAAUCGUUGCGUAUUGGGGAGACUGCACCCAAUUUCAAUGCAGAAACCACCAAUAUACUAGUCACCCUGCUUUGCCUUGCACCUUUAUCACUCGGCUCAGUACUGACGCCGCACCGUACAGAGAAUCCGGUUUCAACCACGGAAUUGACUGUCUACCAAAGCAUCAUUGAUUCCUUUGAUGAGCGUGACGUGAAACUCAUCGUCCUCGCCCCAAAUAGCAUCGACGCACACAAGAAAUGGGUCCAGGAAAUCCAAGGCAUCACCCCGAAGGAUUUCAUCAUUCCCUUCAUUACAGAUUCGGACAAAAAGAUUGCCUACCUCUAUGACAUCACCGUAUCAAGGGUCGAUCAGGAAGUAGUCAAUACAGCCAAAGUGCCCGAGAGCGUCCGCGACAUUUUCAUCAUCGACCCGAACAAAAAGAUCCGGCUUAUCUUCAGCUACCCUCCCACGGUCGGCAGCAGCACCGAGGAGAUCCUCCGAGUCAUCGAUGCCCUGAAGACAAGUGACAAGCUUGGAGUGCUCACGGGAGCGAACUGGUACCCUGGCGCCAACGUCCUCGUCGAUCCGGCUAAGAAGAGUAUCGAGACUGCAAAGAGCCAGUUCGAUGGCAAUGUCGAGUCCGUAGCCUCCUUUGCCAUCGUCCCCGUCUCGGUGGAGGACUCGGCCGCACCGGACUCCGCUGCCCCGCCUAUUGCUGCAUAA
This is a messenger RNA of Bacidia gigantensis, 711 nucleotides long. RefSeq lists its product as uncharacterized. The transcript has 6 exons. Gene Ontology annotation, molecular function: thioredoxin peroxidase activity. Lineage: Eukaryota; Fungi; Ascomycota; Lecanoromycetes; Lecanorales; Ramalinaceae. Gene Ontology annotation, cellular component: mitochondrion; cytosol. Gene Ontology annotation, biological process: cellular response to oxidative stress; cell redox homeostasis. The record is from RefSeq and is a predicted model, not a curated record. The coding region runs from base 1 to 711 and encodes 236 amino acids.